Molecule: messenger RNA, 2415 nt
Organism: Chaetomium strumarium
Lineage: Eukaryota; Fungi; Ascomycota; Sordariomycetes; Sordariales; Chaetomiaceae
Exons: 6
Coding region: 151-1968 (605 amino acids)
Biological process (GO): phenylalanyl-tRNA aminoacylation
Cellular component (GO): cytoplasm; phenylalanine-tRNA ligase complex
Molecular function (GO): magnesium ion binding; ATP binding; RNA binding
Source: RefSeq, a predicted model, not a curated record
GCCGGUGUCUUUGGGUUUGAGCCGUGUCAAAAGUUCACGUCCCAAAGUGUGGAUUGCAGGGAGUGUUUUCGGACGUGAAGCUCGCUCAAAGCCUACGAGUCAUUUGCUCCUGGCCUUUCUUGAUUGUGGACAGGAACCUUCACACACAACAUGCCGACCAUUAACGUCGACAAGUACGCCCUCUUCGAGGAGCUUGGCGAGCAGUUCACCGAGGAGAGCUUCCAACAAUUAUGCUUCGAGUUUGGCAUUGAGCUCGACAAGGACACCGAAAAUGAUCCCACGCGGCCCAAGGACCAGGCACCCGAGUUGGCUAUCGAGAUUCCGGCCAACCGGUACGACAUGCUGUGCUUUGAGGGAAUUGCAAUGCACCUAAACAUCUUCCGAGGGAAGCAUGCAACACCCAACUGGAAGCUCCUUGAUAUUCCCGAGAACGAGAUGCAGACCCUAACAAUCAGCAAGGAGACGGCGCAGGUUCGCCCCUAUGCUGCAGGCGCAAUACUCCGCAACAUCAAGUUCACCCAGGCUUCCUAUGAUUCUUUCAUCAGCCUUCAGGACAAGCUCCACCAGAAUCUUGCGAGACAGCGUACCCUGGUCGCAAUCGGUACACACGAUCUUGACACGAUCAAAGGUCCCUUCACAUACGAAGCACUUCCGCCGAGGGACAUCAACUUCGUGCCGCUGAAUCAAACCAAGGAGAUCAACGGACAAGAGUUGAUGAGCUUCUACGAGACCGACAGACAUCUCGGAAGAUAUCUGCACAUUCUCCGUGACAAGCCGGUAUAUCCAGUAAUUCUCGAUGCCGAGAGGAACGUUUGCUCCCUUCCUCCCAUUAUCAACAGCGAGCGCUCCAAGAUCACGCUCGGCACCAGGAACGUGUUCAUCGACAUGACAGCGACCGACCAGACCAAGCUCGACAUCGUCUGCAACAUCAUGGUUACCAUGUUCUCCAAGUACUGUGCCGAGCCCUUCACGAUCGAGCCCGUAAAGGUUAUCUCGGAACACAACGGCUGUACUCGGGUUACACCCAGCCUAGCAACCCGGACGAUGGACAUCGAGGUCGACUAUCUCAAUGAGGUCUGCGGACUCCAGGAGUCGCCCGCAUCGAUAUGCAAAUUCCUAGGCAAGAUGGCAUACACAGCGCAGCCAUCUGAAGACCCGAAAUUCGUAAAGGUUACGGUGCCGCCGACAAGGGCAGAUGUCUUGCAUGCAUGCGAUGUUAUGGAGGAUCUUGCCAUUGCCUACGGCUUCAACGACCUUCCCCGCUCGUCGCCCAAUAAGUCUGUCACCAUCGGCGGGCCGCUCAUGAUCAACAAGCUUAGUGAUAUCGUUCGGCACGAGUGUGCCAUGGCCGGCUGGGCUGAGGUCAUGCCUCUCAUCCUCUGCUCACACGAUGAGAAUUUCGAGUACCUGAAUCGCAAGGAUGACGGCAAGACGGCUGUCAAGCUUGCCAACCCGAAGACGGUGGAGUACCAAGUUGCGCGGACAUCGCUGCUUCCUGGUCUGCUCAAGACCUUGAGCGAGAACAAGGCGAUGCGUCUGCCUCUCAUGAUCUUCGAGACCUCGGAUGUUGUGUUCAAGGACGAGUCGGUCGAGAGACGGGCGCGGAACGAGCGCCACUGGGCGGCGGCGUACUACGGCAAGACCAGCGGCUUCGAGGUUGUGCACGGCCUCUUGGACCGGGUCAUGACGAUGCUGCGUGUCGCGUUCGUCACACACGAGGAGGGGCUCUCUGGCAAGAGCAUCGACUAUGAGGUAAAGGAGAACCCAAGCCAGCAGGACGGUUACUUCAUCAAGGAGAUCGACGAGCCUACCUUCUUCAACGGGCGCGCUGCUGCCAUUUACGUGCGGCUAGGCGGCAAGCUCCAGCGGAUCGGUGAGCUCGGUGUGCUGCAUCCUACCGUGCUGGAGAAGUUUGACCUGAGAUACCCGGUGAGCACAUUGGAGAUUAAUCUAGAGGUCUUUCUAUGACGCCUCUUCGAAGUGAUAGAUGUCGAAUCUGGUCCAGAUAACAUCUGGCACAAAAUAGAGCAGGUUUGAUCCAUUGCGAUAGCACAUUGAGAGGCACUGCUCGAUUGAACGUUGAACAUCUCAGUGUCGAUGAAUCCACACGUGCAUCGCUUCCGUCCAAAUGAUCGUCAGCUCAGACGUGCCACUUGGACGCCGCGCUCUCUCUCUCUUUACGCUUUCUGCGGAUACUGGCACGGAGGCCAUGAUGACUCAUGAGGUGCGCUGCAAGAACGAACUAGCCAUUGGGAUGCCCCGAGACGUCGUGCCAUGCAUGCGAGAUGGGUCCGUCGGUGAAGGAGCAAAUGCUUGUCCUCCUGCUUGCCCAUUAGUUACUGGUGGUAUUCCGGCGCUUAUUAUUGUGUAAAAGUUACGGAUGGCUGUCACACAACGUCUCCGUGAUUCCUUCGG